This is a messenger RNA of Penicillium cinerascens, 1809 nucleotides long. Its product is annotated as tetratricopeptide repeat protein. Gene Ontology annotation, molecular function: protein binding. The transcript is spliced from 4 exons. Gene Ontology annotation, cellular component: peroxisomal membrane; cytosol. Gene Ontology annotation, biological process: protein import into peroxisome matrix, docking. The record is from RefSeq and is a predicted model, not a curated record. Lineage: Eukaryota; Fungi; Ascomycota; Eurotiomycetes; Eurotiales; Aspergillaceae. The coding region runs from base 1 to 1809 and encodes 602 amino acids.
AUGUCGUUCCUCGGUGGCGCAGAAUGCUCCACGGCGGGAAACCCUCUAACACAAUUCACCAAGCACGUCCAAGAUGACAAGUCGCUCCAGCGAGACCGGCUCGUCGGCCGCGGCCCGGGCAUGCAAGAAGGCAUGCGGUCGCGGGGUAUGAUGGGCGGACAGGACCAGAUGAUGGACGAUUUCAUGCAGCAACAGGGACAACAAAUAAACGGACCUUCGCCGCAGCCCUUCGCCAUGGAGCACAUGCGCCGCGAGCUGGAGAACUUCCAGACCGCCCCGCCUCGCACGGGGUCGCCGGGCUGGGCCGCGGAAUUCGACGGUGGCGAGCAGGCACGCAUGGAGGCUGCGUUCCCCGACCACGGCGACCCCCCGCCUCAGAUGGCGGGGUACCAGCGGCCGAUGGGGAUGGGUGGCUACAUGGGUGGAAUGGGUGGAAUGGGCGGAAUGGGAAUGAUGCGACCUAUGGGUAUGCAGAGUCCUAUGAUGCAGCAGCCGAUGGAGGGCCAGACACAGGAUAAGGGCAAGGGCCGAAUGGUGGAGUUGGAUGAUGAGAACUGGGAGGCGCAGUUUGCGGAGAUGGAGACGGCGGGUAAUGAGACCCGGACGGAUGAGGAGGCCAACGCGGCCAUGGAGGCGGAGCUGAAUGAGCUGGACAGAAAACUGGUUGAGGAAGAAGGUGGUGAUUUUGAAGUUACCGAUAGCGUGCAUGUGGGUGAUCUCGGCGACUGGGAUGGCUUCGACAGUCUCAACACCCGGUUCCGUGACCCCCAGCUGGGCGACUACAUGUUUGAGGAGGACAACGUUUACCAGUCGGUGAAUAACCCCUUCGAGGAGGGUGUCAAGAUCAUGCGUGAGGGUGGUAACCUGUCGCUGGCGGCAUUGGCCUUCGAGGCUGCUGUUCAGAAGGACCCGCAGCAUGUGCGGGCCUGGACGAUGCUGGGUUCUGCGCAGGCGCAGAACGAGAAGGAGUUGCCCGCCAUCCGAGCUUUGGAGCAGGCCCUCAAGAUCGAGCCCGGUAACCUGGACGCAUUGAUGGGCCUGGCGGUCUCAUAUACCAACGAAGGCUACGAUUCGACCGCCUAUCGCACCCUGGAACGCUGGCUGUCGAACAAGUACCCAUCAAUCAUUGACCCGACCGAAAUAUCCGGCGAUGCCGACCUGGGCUUCACAGAUCGACAGCUGCUCCACGACCGCGUGACCGAACUCUUCAUCCGAGCCGCGCAGCUCUCCCCCUCCGGCGCCCAAAUGGACCCUGACGUCCAAGUCGGCCUGGGAGUCCUCUUCUACUGCGCUGAAGAAUAUGAAAAGGCCGUCGAUUGCUUCUCCGCCGCCCUAGCCUCUACCGAAUCCGGCUCCACCAACCAGCAGGAACAACUGCAUCUCCUUUGGAAUCGCCUUGGCGCCACACUCGCCAACUCCGGCCGCUCCGAGGAAGCAAUUGAAGCCUACGAGCAAGCUCUCACAAUCAACCCUAACUUCGUGCGCGCUCGCUACAACCUGGGCGUCUCCUGCAUCAACAUUGGCUGCUACCCCGAAGCCGCACAGCACCUCCUCGGCGCUCUAUCCAUGCACCGCGUCGUCGAAGAAGAAGGCCGCGAACGCGCCAAGGAGAUUAUCGGUGGCGGUGGCGCCCCCGACGGCCUAGACGAUGAGCGUCUGGAGCGGAUGUUGCAUAUCAGCCAGAACCAGAGCACGAAUCUGUAUGACACGCUGCGCCGCGUGUUCAGCCAGAUGGGAAGACGCGAUCUGGCGGAUCAGGUGGUGUCGGGUAUGGAUGUGAAUGUUUUCCGCAAGGAAUUUGAGUUCUAG